UACAUUUAUCUUUAUAAAGUUAACAUUUUAAAAGGGCAGCUCGGAUAUUCGAUCUUGCUAUCUUUCGGUUGCUAGUCCAGCACUCGUACCACUAGGCUACCUGACGCCCCGGCUCUCUGCCAUAACCUUUUAAAAGAUUAACUUUAUAAAGAUAAAUAGUAAUGGCGUCUUUUUGUAGGCUCUAACUUCGCCAUGGUUCGUCGUAUGGUUUUUGGAUAAACGCCAAAAAAGGUAUAUUGUAAACGCAGGUUUAGGAUAUUUUAUACGCUUUGUUCUAUGAGAUAAUCUAAGAGGGGUAUGCACGUCCCAAGGAUUCCGGAUAGCAAGGACCCUCAAAAAAAGGCCAUCAUCGCUAUAGGUUUUUGUUCCGACAAGCUGUUUACCUGGGGAAUGCUAUUUACGCGCACAGGAAGAGAUGUCAGCUGAUCAGUCGAAGGAAAUGUUUGAUGCUAGCAGAAUAAUUGUUGUCAGUUAUAAAAAAACGUGUAUUUGAUUUCAGUAUAUCGUUUCUCCAGUUUCUUAAUAGCUUGUAUUCAUUCUGGUACUUCAACAUAGAAAAAUGAGGUCGAGCGUUGCCUUCAAGCUGCUCUCUCUUGUUGGUUUGUUAUUGAUGUCAACACAGACGACGGAUGCGAAGAAUUCAGAGGAUAUCCGGUGUAAAUGUACCUGCCCACCAUACAGAGACAUCGAUGGACAGAUCUACAAACAAAAUGUAUCUCUAAAGGAUUGUAACUGCCUUCAUGUUGUGGAGCCAAUGCCAGUUGAUGGAAAGGAUGUAGAGGCGUACUGUCUGCGUUGUGAAUGCAAAUAUGAGGAGAGGAGUUCUGGAACUAUCAAGGUGACUAUCAUAAUCUACCUGUCCAUCCUGGGCCUGCUGUUCCUCUACAUGGUGUACCUGACCCUGCUGGAGCCCAUGCUGAAGAGGAGGCUCUUUGGACACUCACAGCUUCAGAAUGAUGAUGAUGUCGGAGACCAGCAGCCUUUCGCCAACGCCCACAACGUAUUGUCUCAUUCGGCCUCUCGCCCCAACAUGCUGAACAAAGUGGAGCACGCUCAGCAGCGCUGGCGGAGGCAGGUCCAGGAACAGAGGAAGUCUGUGUUUGACCGCCACGUGGUGCUCAGCUAAACCCAUCCCCAGGAAACAAAAACCCGGGGUGAAGCAAAAAAUGUUACUGUGACUGGGUGGUCCCCCUUUUUUUUCUUUUCUAUUUUGUCUGAUUCUUUCCCUAACUUCUGAGCUUCAUCGUUAUUGGUGUUUUGUUCCUCAACUGGACCUGUAUUUCAUGAAAUGUGAUCAUAUAGCUCUAUGUAUUCAGGAGGUGAUCGUAAAGGGUCUCUGCAUCAGUAGAUUGAAAUGGGGCGUUGCAUUUGAGACCUUUGGCUUAAGAUGAUGCUAGUGUCUGUAUGACUUAGUAUACUUUCUGAUUUAAUAAUAUUAAUAGAAAGUUAGAUGUUAGUUUGUUGCCCCCCCCCCCCCCCCCCCCCCAAAUCGAUGAUACGUGCCAUUUUGCACAAGCUGAUGAUGAUAUUUGGCUUCUGAUAAAGUAGAAACAAUGGGUGACAGUGCAUUCUUUUACAGUAAUAUUGGUAGCUUCUGAUAACAGUAAUGUUGGCCAAGUCAUUUGAGGGUAGAGUAAAUAACAAACAAAAAAUAUCAUACCAAAAUUAAUCACUCAAACUAAUGAAAACAUCUACAAUAAAUGUAACAUCUGCUUCCUAAACUACAGAAGAUGGGAAUGAGUUGGAAACAGUAAAAAUGUGUAACAUCAGUCUCUUGUCAAAAAGCAUGUUUUUAAGAAGUGAUGUAUAAACUUAUUUACAACCUUUUACCCUAAACAACAGUUGAUGUACAGAUGUAUGCAUUUUGUGGUGUGAACACUCCUGUAUCAUGUUCUCCUGUAAGGCUAAGUAUAAUGUAGCAAUUGGGAGACAUUUUGACAGUUAAUGACAGUUAUCAUCUGAUGGUACAUUUAAUGUAAACAUUAGUCCUCUCCUUUGAAUAUAUGUGUGUUACUGUAGUCAGAGCCCUCAGCUGUCACUGUCUAGAGUAGAUGUACACCAUCUCUGCACCUUGCUUGUUUUGUUUUCAGCUUCUUCUCCUCUCCAUUUAGAUACAUUUGACAUGAAUCAUACAUGAAUGAGAUCCUCCUUUAUUCAAACUUUAAAUAACUGUCAUUGUCUUUUGUUAGACAGUAUUGAUGCCACCAUCUGUCUUUUACACUGAUGAAAAACAUUAUUUAAUGAUCAUUUGGGAUAGCUAGGGUGGUUGUAAAGUGGGUAGAAAAUGCUACUAUUGGGUGACCUAAUGAAAGUGUUAACUCUUAUCUGUGAUAACAUCACAUUUGAAAUACAUUUCUGUAAUAUUUAUAAUGCUUUUGUUCAAUGCUGACAAUGUCAAAUUCCUAGACCAUCCUCCAGGAGUCGUGCUUCAAUAUAAAGGGUCAAAUACAUUAGCCAAAAUUGAUGAUCGCAUUGAUAGGCGCAAAAAAACAUAUUGCACUAAUGCAGACAUUGAUAGGCGCACAAAAUGGCAGGUACUCUACCUUAGGAGUUCUAUCAAUAUGAUCAUUUUAGUACGGGGCUUUGCUAUAUGCAUAGGGCGAUAAACAUCAAUGCUACAACUGAUGAGAAAUUUCAAUAACCAAUGGAUUUAAAUUAUAUUAAUGCAUUUAAAAUCCAUCGUUCAUAAUAUAGCCCAGAGGACACGAAAUCUGAACGAAAAUAAUCUAUUUCGCAAAUUCACCAUUGAACAAUAGAACACGGAGUAAAAUUACAGGAUAAAUUUGCAAAUAAAAUUGAUCUCUAAUGACAGUAUGUUGAUAUCAUACAAGACAAUAGUGAUCAUUUAUUUACUUUUCAAUGACUUUUGCAGAGCUGCCGUCAUCGUUUCCUGUUCUCUCCCCUUUUAUUUUUUUGUAUGCAUGCAGUCCGUUAUCCCGAAAAAAAGUAGGCUACACUCGGUGCAGAAAAUUCAGAUUUAAGGAUACUCGGCAAGAGAGCUACAUUUGCGUUGUCAAAGAAUGGAUUGUUGAAAAAUACUCCAAUAAGUGUAUAAAAGAUAAGGUAAGGAUCGUUUUAAUUUAUUCAUAAAGUAAACCCAUAUAUUGUAGUUUUAACUUAAUAUAAUGCAUUAACUGUUUUAUAAAACUGAUUCAUGCAUUUUCUGUUUUAUGAAACUUGCGUGGGCAAUAAUGCAGAACAUCAUAAAAAAUUACCACAAAAAAGGUUGACAUUUUUUACGUGAAUGACUUGCUGGUUUGAAUUAAUAACCUACGACCAUCAACAGUUUCCCCAAAAUUGUUUUAUUCAAUACAGUAACCUCAAAAUCAAGUGCUGUACUGUGAACAUAAACUAGGGGGCGCCUUAGGCUUUUUAUAGGAACUACCCUAAGUACCCAAUCUGGCAUCUUAACUGAAAUAAUAAUAUAUGAAUCUUUUGUACCAUUCUUACCAUUUGAAUAUCAGUCAAUUUGGGUGAAUUUUUUUUCUUUCUUUGCAGUAUGCUUUUAUUGAAGUAUUAAAAUGUUGCUUCAUGCCUGAGGGAAUGCAGGCUUCUGGACGAAAGUAAAAGUAUUAGAACUACUCUUUCACCUGAAACUCUUUCAAACUGAAUUAUUGCAUGUCCAAACAAAAAAAUACUCCAAGGUACUUCCUUUUAAUAGGACCCAUCCUGUGUUUUAAGGGCCAGGCUCUUAUCUGUCCCUCUUUGGUUAAUGACAGACGGAGAGGGUCUGUCUCCUCAAUCCAACCCUUCAGUGUCUCAGUGUCAGACAGUGGGAAUCGUUUCAAGGCUCAUAGAGGCUGCAUCCCUCCAGGAGAAGCUUCAGUCAGAACCUUCCCAAGGUUAGUCUGACCAUGGUCAGACUAACAUUAUGGCUGCUGUCUGGAAAAACCUUUCAAUGCCACUGAAAUGCAAGAUAAUAGAGUGUAUAGGUAGGUCCUUGCAGAGCAGUUACUCCCUGUGCUUGAAAUUGAUGAUGGGCUAUUUGGUAUGAUUUAUUCCUGUCUAUAACAGUACAAUGAUUUCCGAUGUUUAGAAUAUGAAUUAUUAGACAUCUCUUGAGUAAAUACUGUGGUUAAGGAGGGGCCCAUUCUCAGAAUAGAAAUCUCUUUCAUAAGGGAGAAUAAAUACUUCCAUGCUU
This is a messenger RNA of Oncorhynchus kisutch (coho salmon), 4141 nucleotides long. It is a transcript of the gene tmem9b, whose product is annotated as TMEM9 domain family, member B. Gene Ontology annotation, cellular component: lysosomal membrane. Bases 560 to 1126 code for a protein of 188 amino acids. The record is from RefSeq and is a predicted model, not a curated record. The transcript is spliced from 5 exons. Lineage: Eukaryota; Metazoa; Chordata; Actinopteri; Salmoniformes; Salmonidae. Gene Ontology annotation, biological process: positive regulation of canonical NF-kappaB signal transduction.